This is a messenger RNA of Gastrolobium bilobum, 1191 nucleotides long. RefSeq names its product probable protein phosphatase 2C 11. The coding region runs from base 83 to 1042 and encodes 319 amino acids. NCBI's taxonomy places the organism in Eukaryota, Viridiplantae, Streptophyta, Magnoliopsida, Fabales, Fabaceae. Gene Ontology annotation, cellular component: cytosol; nucleus. Gene Ontology annotation, molecular function: cation binding; protein serine/threonine phosphatase activity. The transcript is spliced from 8 exons. The record is from RefSeq and is a predicted model, not a curated record. Gene Ontology annotation, biological process: protein dephosphorylation.
AGACAGUACAAAACUACAAAAGAAAGAGAAAAUAAAAUAAAAUAAAAUAAGAGGGAGAAAUUAAAACACUGAACAUGGUAGAAUGAUCUCAAACACAGACCCUGCAGAACCAGCCACCGCGGCCAUCGGAGCCGGCGUCGGCGCCACCGAAGCAAAAUCCUCCGCUUCUUCCAAUGAAGAUAAGCCAGCACCGCCGGCAACACCAAACAUUGUGAUGUCCUCCAGGGAUCACGAUUCUCUCUUCAGCGGUGGCGGCAUCAGCUUUCUCUCUGGAGGUCGAAAUGGAAGGUUCAGCUAUGGAUAUUCCAGUUUCAAGGGUAAAAGGUCUUCAAUGGAGGAUUUCUUUGAGACCAGAAUAUCAGAGGUUGAUGGUCAGAUGGUUGCCUUUUUUGGUGUUUUUGAUGGUCAUGGAGGUUCCCGGACUGCAGAAUACCUGAAAAAUAAUCUGUUUAAGAAUUUGAGUAGCCAUCCUGACUUUAUCAAAGACACAAAGACCGCUAUUGUUGAAGCAUUUAAACAGACAGAUGUUGAUUACCUCAAUGAGGAAAAGGGGCAUCAUAGGGAUGCUGGGUCCACUGCAUCAACAGCUGUAUUGUUGGGGGAGCGAAUUCUUGUUGCUAAUGUUGGUGAUUCCAGAGUAGUUGCAUGUAGAGCUGGUUCAGCUGUUCCUUUGUCUAUUGAUCACAAACCUGAUAGAUCUGAUGAACGCCAACGGAUUGAACAGGCUGGGGGAUUCAUAAUUUGGGCAGGAACAUGGAGGGUUGGUGGUGUUCUUGCUGUUUCCCGUGCAUUUGGAGACAAACUUCUUAAGCCAUAUGUUGUUGCUGACCCAGAAAUUCAGGAGGAAGAAAUUGAUGGUGUAGAUUUUAUAAUAAUCGCUAGCGACGGUUUGUGGAAUGUCAUAUCAAACCAGGAAGCCGUGUCUAUAGUACAAAAUAUCACAGAUGCAGAAGUGGCAUCCAGAGAACUUAUUAAAGAAGCUUAUGCACGAGGAAGCUCAGACAACAUCACUUGUGUUGUUGUUCGAUUUGAUUUAUCCUGAUGUGGCUCUAUGCUUUAGGUAUCUGUCAUUUAUAACAACUGAAAUCCUGAGCAUAGAAAUCACCAAAUGGGUGUGAAGGCUUAACUUUAUUGUCAAGUGAAUUACUUCUAUUAAUUACUUUCAUCAUGAUAUUGCAGCUUUCUAAAUUA